AUGCUUGAGCGGGCAUUUGUAUGUGCUCAAUGCACAACACGAUUGGGUCGGUCAUCUAUACUAAGGCCCACUCUAAAGCUGGCGGUCUCGUCCUCAGUACGCCGUUUGAGCAGUCAUGCUGCUCAAGUUGAUCGACCAGCCCGCAUCGCGAUUGUGGGCUCGGGUCCUGCAGGAUUCUAUGCAGCAGCGCGUCUACUGAGCAAGCAUCAAGAUGCAGUUGUGGAUAUGUAUGAGAAGCUUCCGGUGCCAUUUGGUUUGGCUCGGUAUGGUGUAGCCCCGGAUCAUCCCGAAGUAAAGAAUUGCGAAGAUAAAUUCACCGAAGUCGCAACCUCUUCCCGCUUCAACUUUGUCGGCAACAUCGACCUCGGCAAUGACCUGCCUCUCGCCGCACUCAAGCCCCAUUACGAUGCCAUCCUAUUCGCAUAUGGAGCCUCUAAGGAUAAAGAGCUAGGAAUACCCGGUGAGAAGGCUCUGCGUAGCGUGUACUCUGCCCGAGCCUUUGUUGGAUGGUACAACGGUCUUCCCGAACAUCGGGAUCUCCAACCCGACCUGACCAGCGGCGAGGACGCUGUUAUCAUUGGCCAGGGUAACGUGGCACUUGAUGUUGCCCGGAUCUUACUUUCGGAUGUGGAUGCCCUCAGAAGCACUGAUAUUGCCGAUUAUGCGGCGGAGACGCUCUCCAAGAGCCGGAUUAAGCGCGUGCGUGUUGUUGGUCGUCGAGGACCGUUGCAGGCUUCCUUCACCAUCAAAGAAAUUCGAGAACUCCUUCAACUUCCCUCUGUGUCCUUCGACCCCAUUCCGCAGGAUAUUUUCCCUCCCGGGGAUGUCAUCAACGGGCUACCCCGAGCACAGAAGCGACUGAUGCAGCUCCUUGCCAAGGGCUCCGCCAAUGCUGCCCAGACUGCGACCAAGUCAUGGUCCUUGGACUUCCUUCUCUCGCCCGACUCCCUUCACUGGUCACCUAUGCAUCCAUACCGACUCACACAUACCAAAUUCUCCCGCAAUGAACUCGACCCUGCGGAUCGCUACAGCCCCAGCUCCAAGGUGACGCCAAAGCACCUAUCCAGUGGCAAGCGUGCUAUGGUGAACUUGUCUUCUAGUGUCUUCUUCCGCAGCGUCGGCUACAAAUCGCUUCCCCUGCCUGGCAUGGAGGACCUAGGUAUCGAAUUUGAUUCCCAGCGCGGUAUCAUUCCUAAUGAUGGGUUCGGUCGAGUUACGAGCCCCUCGGGCUGGGGUGAAUCUCAAAAGUUGCCUGACGGCUCAUUGAUCGCCUACCUGCCCGGCCUGUAUUGCGCUGGAUGGGUCAAGCGUGGUCCGACAGGUGUCAUUGCCUCCACCAUGGCCGAUGCAUUCACCACUGCCGAUACCCUGCUGAAAGACUUGGCAACCAAGAAGGACUCUCAAUCACCACUACAGGCCGCCGAUCCGAGCAGUUGUCUCGGUUGGGAUGCAGUCAAGACCGAGGCUGCCAGCCUUGGCCUACGCACAACUUCUUGGCAAGACUGGCAACGUAUCGAUGCAGCCGAGCGUGAACGAGGUCAACAAAAGGGCAAGGUCCGCGAUAAGUUUGGACGAGUGGAAGAAAUGCUUGAAGUAAUCGGAUAA
Penicillium cataractarum is the source of this 1605-nucleotide messenger RNA. Its product is annotated as NADPH-adrenodoxin reductase. The coding region runs from base 1 to 1605 and encodes 534 amino acids. The transcript has 3 exons. Gene Ontology annotation, biological process: ubiquinone biosynthetic process. Lineage: Eukaryota; Fungi; Ascomycota; Eurotiomycetes; Eurotiales; Aspergillaceae. The record is from RefSeq and is a predicted model, not a curated record. Gene Ontology annotation, cellular component: mitochondrion.